Molecule: messenger RNA, 213 nt
Organism: Caenorhabditis briggsae
Lineage: Eukaryota; Metazoa; Nematoda; Chromadorea; Rhabditida; Rhabditidae
Exons: 2
Coding region: 1-213 (70 amino acids)
Source: RefSeq, a predicted model, not a curated record
AUGCAAUAUAUAAAAAUUAACCAGAAAAAAACAAGUUUGAAUUUUUCUUUAGACAGAAAUCCAGUGAAAGUAGAGUUCAUCCGAUUGUUGACGAAUUCCUUAGAAGAAACACCAUUCUUGUUCAAUCGGAGCAUGUCCUUCAGUUCACCAGUGACAAUGUCGAUGUUAACGUUAUCAUCACUGGGAGCGUAUUCAGGAAGAGCCUGUGCCUGA